Phragmites australis (common reed) is the source of this 610-nucleotide messenger RNA. RefSeq names its product polcalcin Phl p 7-like. The coding region runs from base 141 to 383 and encodes 80 amino acids. The transcript has a single exon. Lineage: Eukaryota; Viridiplantae; Streptophyta; Magnoliopsida; Poales; Poaceae. Gene Ontology annotation, molecular function: calcium ion binding. The record is from RefSeq and is a predicted model, not a curated record.
AGCACUUACGACGAGACAAGACGUACCUCACGCACUGACCGAGAGCUAGACGUAGCUGCUACCUCAGAGCGUCGUCGAUCGAACGUGGUAGCUAGCUAGCUGCAGAGAGAUCAGGCCAGGCCGCCAGUCGAUCGAUCUCCAUGGCGGAGUCGGCGGACACGGAGCGGAUCUUCAAGCGGUUCGACACCAACGGCGACGGCAAGAUCUCGCUGUCCGAGCUCACCGACGCGCUGCGGACGCUGGGCUCCACCUCCGCCGACGAGGUGCAGCGCAUGAUGGCCGAGAUCGACACCGACGGCGACGGCUUCAUCGAUUUCAACGAGUUCAUCUCCUUCUGCAACGCCAACCCGGGACUCAUGAAGGACGUCGCAAAGGUCUUCUGAUCGAUCCAUUUCAUCACCCACAGGCCUGAACAUAUUCGACCACCUUCUUCGAUUCAUUUCAGCUGCAUGCCCGCCCGGUCCUGUCCUUUACAAAUCAAUCUACCUUGAUUACUACGUACCUACUAGUCUGUUUGUCGAAUUCGAUCGGCGUUUCAUUUUCUUUUCCUUCUCCUGCAGAUAUUAUAUGUAUUUGUCGCUUUGACUAAGAUCUAAUCAAACUUUUAAAA